AUGUGCGUCCUCGCGCCCUACCCCCAGCCCGCUCACCCCUACCGCGAUCGCACCGACACAGCGUCCCUCAGUCGCCCGUGUGACGCCGCAGAGCGUCCCCCGAGGCUCUUCCACACCCUCCGCCAGGAGUGCAACUCCGUCCUCAGCCUCGCCGCCGACCCGAGUCAUCUCUUCAGCGGAGGCCCCACCGGAGACAUCUCAGUAUGGGAUAAAGACACCCUCAAGCUCAAGGCAACGCUCAGCGGACACACCGGCAGCAUCCUCGCCCUCGAGUACGCCGCAGACAAAGAAUGGCUCUUUAGUGCAUCUGGCGACAGCACAAUUCGCGUUUGGUCCACGCGCACCCUCACGCCCCUCUACCUCAUCAAUCCGCACGGCGAGACCGACGCCGGCGACCUCUUUUCCCUCGUCUGGUGCCCCGUUCUCCAAACACUCUACUUUGGCUGCCAAGACACCUCCCUCCAAUGGUUCACCUUUCCGUCCGCCCUGCACACACAGGCGACCUCGCCCUCCUCCGUCCAAUUCACGAACGACGACCCGAUACCGAGCGGGCGCUCAACGCCUACCUCCGCUCGACGCGUACACAAGUUCUUCGACAGCUACCCGCAAUACACCCGCCGCCCCGCUGACCUCCUCGCGCGAAACCCCACGUACUCCAACUUCCACGCAUCGCAGGCCGCCCAUGGAGUCUCAUUGCCGCCGACGCCCCCGUCUUCCUCUUCGUCGCUGCCCAGUACGUCCGGGUCUCCGCCGCGGGGCGAUCCCUCGCCCCACCGCCCGCUCGUCAUCCUGCAAGUCGAGCCCUGCAACGUGAUCUACUCCGCGCACUACGGGUACAUCUACUGCAUGGCCCUCGUGCCCAGCGUGCGCGAAGGCUCCGACGACGCGCCCUUGGACAGCGCGAACGAGCGGCGCGACCUGCAGCUCGUCACAGGGAGCGGCGACGAGUCCGUCAAGCUGUGGCAGCUCGCGCCGGCGAACCCGACGCCGAUCCUGCUGCACACGUUCGAGUGCUGCACGGGCGCGGUGCUCGCCGUCGUCGUCCGCGGCGAGACCGUCUACGCGGGCUGCCAGGACGGCCAUCUCAAGGUGUGGGACCUCGAGACGCGCACGCUCGUGCGGGUGCUCAUCACGAGCGAGAAUGUCGACAUCCUCUCGCUCAGCAUGCUCAAGUCCGAUCUCUACGUCUGCCUGGCGAAUGGCGAGAUGCAGCGGUGGUCCGCGCAGUUCGAGCACACCGCGUCGUGGAAGGCGCACACCGGGAUCGUGCUGACGUCGAUCGUCACGCGGCUCGGCGCGCCGGCGGCCGCCGACGACCGCCCCCCUCUGGACGGCACCCCGGACAACGCAAAGUUCGCGCUCGUGACGGGCGCGAACGACGACCAGAUGAAGAUCUGGGAAGUCGAGCCGCCGAAACUCCGCAAGAGCGCACACCUGUCGCUCGUCACCGACGUCGACAUGGAAUGGGGCGACUCUGGGAACGAGACGAUGGUGUACGGGCUCUCAAAGUUCGUGUCCAUCCCGAGCGUGAGCUGCUCCCCGGCGCAUCGCGAGGACUGUCGCCAGGCGGCGAUCUGGUUGCGCAAGUGCUUCACGCAGCUCGGCGCCGAAGCCUGCUUGUUGCCCACGGGCGAGAACACGAACCCGCUCGUGCUGGGCAACUUCCGUGGGAACCAGACGAAGCGCAGGCGGCCACGAAUCCUGUUCUACGGUCACUACGACGUCAUUGCGGCGUCGCACCGCGGGUGGUACUCCGAUCCGUUCACGCUGACAGGCCGGAAUGGCUACCUGUACGGACGCGGCGCGACGGACAACAAGGGCCCGAUUAUGGCCGUCGCGUGCGCCGCCGCUGAGCUCCUCGGGCGGCGUGCGCUCGACCUGGAUUUGGUCAUGCUGAUCGAGGGAGAGGAAGAGGCGGGCAGCGGGGGCUUCGUCGAGGCAGUGAAGCGAAAUAAGAAUGCGAUCGGACCUAUCGAUGCUAUUCUUGUGAGCAACUCCACGUGGAUCGCGGAGGACACGCCGUGCAUCACCUAUGGCUUGCGCGGCGUCGUGCAUUGCAAUGUCCAGAUUUCCAGCGAAGGGCCCGACCGCCAUUCCGGUGUCGACGGCGGUGUGACAGUGGAGCCUAUGUUCGAUAUGCUCAAGCUUCUGGGAACGCUGACAGACGGCCAUAACACAGUGUCGAUCCCUCGCUUCUAUGACAGCGUGCGGCCCUGCUCUGAGCAAGAGACGCAGCUCUACUCUACUCUGGCAAACAUCACGAAGACGCCGGCUGCCUCUUUGGCGUCGCGCUGGCGUGAACCGUCGCUGACCGUGCAUAACGUCGAGGUCUCUGGCCCAAGAAACUCCACUGUCAUCCCUGCUACAGUCAAAGCGCAUGUCUCAGUGCGCAUCGUGCCUGACCAGGACCUCGAGACUAUCGCGAACAGCCUCCGCGAACACCUGGUCACUGCGUUCGAAAAGAUGCAGUCACCGAACAAGCUCAAGGUCAGCAUCGAACAUACAGCGGACUGGUGGCUCGGAGACCUCGAGGGCCCCUGGUUCCACGCUCUCGAGACCGCAGUUCAGUCAGAAUGGGGUGUCGAGCCUUUGCGUAUCCGGGAAGGAGGGUCUAUACCAUCCGUGCCUUACCUGGAGAAGGAGUUUGCGUGCCACGCGCUCCAUCUACCUCUUGGUCAGAGCUCGGACGAGGCGCAUCUGCCGAACGAGCGAAUAUCGCUAUCCAACCUCCGACGGGGGAAGCAAGUCGUCGAGCGAUUCCUGCUCAAUGUCGGCAAGUCCGACUUUCCCCGCUCACCGACUGAUCCGGAGCCCCCAAGUCUCCAAAUAUGA
This is a messenger RNA of Rhodofomes roseus, 2832 nucleotides long. RefSeq names its product Zn-dependent exopeptidase. The transcript has 20 exons. Lineage: Eukaryota; Fungi; Basidiomycota; Agaricomycetes; Polyporales; Fomitopsidaceae. Gene Ontology annotation, molecular function: protein binding; peptidase activity. The record is from RefSeq and is a predicted model, not a curated record. Bases 1 to 2832 code for a protein of 943 amino acids. Gene Ontology annotation, biological process: proteolysis; glutathione catabolic process.